Arctia plantaginis is the source of this 828-nucleotide messenger RNA. Lineage: Eukaryota; Metazoa; Arthropoda; Insecta; Lepidoptera; Erebidae. The record is from the annotation of a GenBank genome assembly.
AUGUUGCGACGAAUAGCAUGUACUAUAGUACAAUCUCGUGGUAUAAAACAUACGGUAAAUAUCAAGUGGGUCAGGCCGGAGUAUGUGCCUGCAUACAAACCAGAAAAGUCUGGUGACUUAGAAGGUAUGCCACCGAUACCCGAGAGCGCUUUGGGCAUAGAUUAUGCCUUAACUGAAGAAAUAAAAGAUGCACCAGAAUCAGUGAAGAAAAUAUUUUCAGUUGGUCACCUUGGACGCAAAGAAUAUAACAAUUUGGUAAAACAGGAGCUGAAGGAUAGAGUCAGAAGGCAUCAGUACGAUACUAAUACUGCUGAAACUAAAAUUGCAUGGCUAACGGCACAGAUUCGUUACCUGCAGGACACUAUGGAUAAAUUCCCAAGAAACUCCAAGAUGAAGCAACUGGUGCAAGAGCGCAUUGACAGAAGAAAGAAGUUGUUAAAGUUUUUACGUCAAUAUGACUACAAGAAAUUUGAGUGGCUGCUGGAAAAACUUAAUAUCGAAUAUAAGGCUCAUCCCGAGUCCCACCACAAGUUAUCCCGCAAGGAGUCACUUCGCAAACUAACCGAGAUGCACUGCGAGGACAUUCGUAAAAAAAAACUAGAUGAUUAUCGUAACUUAUUAGAAAGUCAACAAGGACCGUACUUGAAGCAAAAGCUAGAAGCGCUCACCUUCAUAAGAAGUGAACAGAUCGAUUUACAAAUGCCUGUAACAGUGACCGAGCAAGAUAUUAAAAAGGUUGAAAAGAUGCUGGCAGAAUGGACCGUCAAGGAUCAGAUGAAACAACAGGCUCAGAAGAGAAAAAAGAUUAUUGCUAUAGAUUUGAAUUAA